Molecule: messenger RNA, 1809 nt
Organism: Corvus hawaiiensis (hawaiian crow)
Lineage: Eukaryota; Metazoa; Chordata; Aves; Passeriformes; Corvidae
Product: N-acetylmuramoyl-L-alanine amidase-like
Biological process (GO): detection of bacterium; peptidoglycan catabolic process; defense response to Gram-positive bacterium
Molecular function (GO): N-acetylmuramoyl-L-alanine amidase activity; zinc ion binding; peptidoglycan immune receptor activity
Source: RefSeq, a predicted model, not a curated record
AUGUUCUCGUGGCUGCUCCUGGUGCUGAGUGUCUGUGCCCGCCCCGGCACAUGUGUGUCCCCAGCUGUCCCCCCACGCCACGUGGACUCGCAGCUCGACAUCCUGGACGCUCUCGAGUCCCUGGCCUGGGGCAGCUCCCCCGGCACCGCUGUGGCCUUGGGGAGGGGGCUGGGGGUCUGCAGCACCCUGGGCUGCCGGGCAGUGCAUGAGCCUUUCGGGACCCCUGAACACCCCCCAGUUGUCACCCCAGGCCAUUGGCAGCUCCUGACCGAGCUCCUCUGCCACAACCUGGUGACAGCGGAGCUCGGGGCGGUGCUGGCCCCUGACGGCUCCGUGGUGGCCCUCAGUCCCCUCCUGGUCGGCAUCGAGGUGGGGCUGAGAUCUGGGGGGUUUGAGCGACCCCUCCCCACCCUGGACCCGCCCACCGACCUCCUCUUGGCUGUCACCAUCGCCGAGGCUUUGGGGACAUCCUUCCUUCUGGCGCGGGGGGGUGACAACAACGCCACCGCGCUGGGACCCGACGGCUGCUGGGACAAUGUGGAGAACCCCCAAAAUCACACCUUGAGGGGUCCCCCAUCCCCUGUCCCCGACCCUGUGGCCAUCGGGGCCCUGGAUGGGGUGGUCCUGGGGGUGCGGCUGGCCCGGGGACCCCUCCUGGUGGCUGAACAGCUCCGGGGCUACUACAGGACUGGGAAUGGCUCGGAAGCGGGGAGACCCCCCAGCAGUAACCGGCGCCGGGAUUUUGGGGCGCUGGUGGGACAGGAACGUCUGGAGAAGGAGGUGGCGGUGGUUUUGGGGCUGCUGAGGACGCUGUCGCCCAUCCCGGAGCUGCUGAGGGACGUGGGGACACAGGAGGUGGCGGCCGUGGCUCGUUGGGCGGCGCGGGAGUUCAGCGAGCGCUACGUGGAGUGCCCGGCCAUCGUGCCCUGCUGCCUGUGGGGGGCCUGUCCCUACCGGGGCACCCCGUCCCUGCUGCGGCCCCCGCUGGGCUCGGUGUUCCUGCACCACACCCUGGAGCCGGUGCGGCCCUGCCGGUCCUUCGGUGCCUGUGCCAGCGCCAUGAGGGACAUGCAGCGCUUCCACCAGGACACCUGCAGCUGGGACGACAUCGGCUACAGUUUCGUGGUGGGCUCGGACGGGUACCUGUAUGAGGGCCGGGGGCGGCACUGGGUGGGUGCCCGCCAAGGCUACAACACCUGAGGCUUCGGCGUUGGCAUUGUCGAUGACUUCAUGGCCACCCUGCCGGACCCCGACACCCUGGCCCUGGUGCGGUACCAGCUCCUGCCCUGUACUGUCCACUCUGGCCAUGUCCAGCCGGACUUCACCCUGUGCGGCAACACUGACUGCCCCGGCAACGCCCUCUUCCAGGAGAUCCAGAGCUGCCCUGGCUUCCAGGGGACACCGGUGGCCCUGGGGCUUGGGGUGGGUGACCGGGGUGACCCGCAGUGUCCCAGCGGUGUCACCGGUGGGAGCAGCGGCAUCACCUCCCGGGGCAGGGGCGGAGGAGGAGGUGAGGGUGUGACAGAAACUCCUGCCCGGUCACACGGGGAAGCCGCGACAGGAACCGGGGCCGAGCGCGGGCGCAGCAGCGGAGUGACCCCCAUGAAGACGUACCUGCUGCUGCUGGCUCCAGUGCCCCCCGAUGCCAUCGUGUGGGAUGUGUCCCAGUUCUCACUGGUGGACGGACACCUGGUACCACUGGGCAGUGACGAGUCCCAGUCCAGUGCCCAGCCCCAGUGCCACAAAGCCAAGCACUGCUCACGGACAGUCCCCACUGCAGUCCCAGGCAGCUGCCUGUCCUUCCCAUAA